UAUGAUGGAAGUGGUUGACUCCGCGAAGGAGUCCGUAGCAGAAGCCCUUACUUUCGAGAACAUGUACUUUGCCUUGCUCGGGGCUGCAGAGGACUUCCGUAUUUCUAAAAACCCUGACAUUAGGAAAUCUAUACAUUGUCUGGAAGCUAUUCUAACGCUUAACCCUCCUGCCAGAGUCGAGGUGCGAACACGCUUCCAGAUUGCUCAGCUCAUGUGGUUACACACAAAAAACAUCGACCACGCUAGGGACCACCUCAAGAAGGCGCUAUCCAAAGUAAAGGACCUGACAUCGAUGGAGGAGCUAAAACUUGAGAUAACAAGUUUGUUGGCGUCAGUCUACAUGGCUAAACACAAGAACAACGAGGCGGUAAAACUGUUAAACAACACUAUAGAACUGGCUAUCAACUACCAGUUUUGGUACUGUCAGAUGUGUUUCCAGCUGGCAAAGGCUAACAUGGACUUAGGUAAGAUAAGUGCAGCAGUGACCACCCUAGCAGCUGGAGCGGAGUACGCGGGCCGGAUAAACGCUCAGAACACCAGACUCCUCUUCUCCCUGUCCCAGGCCAUGGCGCUUCUAGUCCAGAGAAACUUUGACGUAGCUGACGUGAUCCUGAAGGAGGUAGGAGCGAUAUUAGAGAACGCUGAGCAGUCCGGGCUAGCACUGACCAGUACGGAGAUCCUGAGUCUAAAGGUCUUUCACCACAUACUUCAGGUGUCGGAGUACAUCUGGCAGGGGCUCAUCAAGUCUGCUAGACAAAGCCUCAAACAAUUACAUUCCUGCUACAAGCAGCUCACUCAGCUCGACGCUAACAACGUUGCAAGUACGAAUAACACAGCGGAGAUGUUUCAUUGGAUGAACACACAGCAACUCUUUCUUCUAGUAUAUGUAGUAAGUGUGAUGCACGCUUUGCAACAAGGCUAUACCGACAAGGCUGAAAGUUACGCCAAGAAAGCACUUCACCUCAUUGACAAACAGAGAACCUAUAAUAACGACAGUCUGCUGUCCUCAUACCAGAUCAUACUCUUGGAGCAGCUAGUACUCACACACCUCCUCAAAGGAAGCACUAGUGGUGCUAUCAAGGAACUGCAGAAGUGCACUGCUGUCUACCAGAAGCACCACCACACCCUGAAGCACCACCGCGCGUCCCUCCACACUGCGCUCGGACUCUACGCCAUGGCGCUGCCUGACUCUCUGGAUAAUGCGCUGGCGCAGUUCAACGCAGCACUCAAAUACACUGCUGAGCCGGAACAGGUGGCGUUUAUAAAGUUGAACUCAGCGAUAGUGCACAUAAAACAAGAUCUGCCUCCCGAGCAGCUAAAUAGUUUACUAGAGUCAAUAGAACCUGGCAAGAUGCCCAACAAGUGUCACAGUCUGAAGGCGAGUAGUUACUGUAUACAGGGACUAGCUGCACUGGUUGAGGGGCGCAUGAAGGACGCUAAGAGUAAGCUGCGAGAGACCCUGGUCAUGGCUAACAAAGCAGACCUCAACAAGCUGACGAGCUGCGCGUUUGUGCUGCUGGGAGACAUCUUCCUCAAGAUGGACAAUAACAGGGACGCAAUAGAGAUGGUGCGCAGUGCGCACGACAUCGCAAACAGGAUCCCAGACGUGGGACUACAGGUGUGGAGCGCGCAGCUGCUGAGCUCGCUGUACGAGAAGACGGGGGACGCGGUGCGCGCGGAGGAGUACGAGACAGUGAGACAGAAGAUCAGUCAGACUACCAGCACAGACGUGGAACUCACUGUUAACUCUACUGAACAUUGUCUCCUUCAGUGGCUGGACAGUGAGUUCCCUCCUAGCUCUAUGAGCAUGGUCUAGUGUGUGUAUAAGUGUGUUCAGGGUAUCAUUAUCGGUGUGAUACAAUUGAGAACUUUUUAAUCAAGCUGAAAUGUAUUCUUUAUUUAGUACAAUGUACAUAUUAUUAGAUAUACAACCAAGGACACUCUCCGCCCUUAACUUGAUUGGCUCACCAUGGUAUAAUAUUUGUUGAAUAUGACUGUUCUUUCUGUACGAUUCUAUAAUGACGGACGAAUUUUAAAUUCUACAUCUUAAUCAUGGUCUUCUUUUUAUACAUACUGUGAACGAGAAUAACAUGUCCAUAAGCGCUUUAGUAAUUUAUUUUAACUAUAUCGUUUCAAAGAAAUAUUUGCCGAUUUUCACGAGGGUGAUUAUUUAAUGAAGUUUUAUAUUUAACCGCUGUUUAAACUACAUUCAAAUGUUUUUUCAUCUCAAAUUUCAUCUCCAAUUUCAACAAAACAUUCGUGAA
Molecule: messenger RNA, 2264 nt
Organism: Bolinopsis microptera
Lineage: Eukaryota; Metazoa; Ctenophora; Tentaculata; Lobata; Bolinopsidae
Product: MAU2 chromatid cohesion factor homolog
Exons: 7
Coding region: 2-1816 (604 amino acids)
Biological process (GO): mitotic sister chromatid cohesion; maintenance of mitotic sister chromatid cohesion
Cellular component (GO): SMC loading complex; chromatin
Molecular function (GO): protein binding; double-stranded DNA binding
Source: RefSeq, a predicted model, not a curated record